AUGGGGGGCGCGGGGGUCCCGGGCCGCCUCCUCCUGCGGGCCCUCCUGGUCCUGCUGGGGCUGCGCACGCUGCUGCCGGCCCGCUCGGCCCGCCCCGAGGCGGUGGUGGUGGUGCCCCGGAGAGUGACCCCCCGAGGCCGGGCCGGGGAGGCCGACGUGCCCGGGGCGCUCUCCUACGUCCUGCCCGUGGACGGCCAGAGCCGCCUGCUCCACCUGCGCCCCAAGAAGCUGCUGCUGGCCCCCCGUCUGCCCGUCUUCACCUACACCGACCGCGGGGCCCUGACCGUGGACCAGCCCUUCGUCCCUGACGACUGCUACUACCACGGCUUCGUCGAGGGGACCCCGGAGUCCCUGGUGGCCCUCAGCACGUGCACGGGCGGCCUGCGCGGGAUGCUGCAGCUGGGCCCCCUCGUCUACGAGAUCGAGCCCCUGCCGGCCUCGGCCGGCUUCGAGCACGCGCUCUCCCGGACGGGGGCCGGGGAGGCCGGCCCGGAGACCCCCGGCCUUUGGUGUGGUGUGACGGAGGAGGAGAUCCGGCGGCAGGCCUCCGAGAUGCAGGGGAAGGCGGCCCCGGAGCCCACGGAGUCGCCCGACGACGACCGGCGGUGGACGCACAGCCGCUUCCUGGAGCUGGCCGUGGUGGUGGACAACACGCGCUUCGUCCUGUCCGGCAAGAACCAGAGCAGGGUGCUGAGGCAGGUCCUGGACGUCCUCAACCUGGUGGACACCCUCUACAGGCUGCUCGACGUGCGCGUCUACCUGGUGGGCCUGGAGAUCUGGACGGACGGCAACCGUGUCGAUGUCACGCGGAGCAUCGGGAAGGUUCUGGCCGACUUCAACGCCUGGCAGCGGGGGCACCUGCUCCCCCGGUUCUCCUACGACUCGGCCCACCUGAUCGUCAACCAGCAGUACGGCAUCACCCUGGGGCUGGCCUACGUGAAGACCAUCUGCAACAACCACUACGCCUCCGCCGUCCUCUCCUUCUUCGACUACCACCUGCUCAAGUUCGCCGUCGUCUUCGCCCAUGAGCAGGGCCACAUCUUCGGGAUGACUCACGACACGGCCGGCUGCGUCUGCAAGCGGGACAAGUGCAUCAUGAGCGAGUUCACCGCCGACACGGAUGUCUUCAGCAACUGCAGCUACCGGGAGUUCUUCGACGCGACGAGCAGGCAGGGCAAGUGCCUCACCAAUGUCCCCGGGCCUGCCGCGCUCGUCACUGUCGAGCGCUGUGGGAACCGCGUUCUGGAAGGCGGGGAGGAGUGUGACUGCGGGACGGUCGGGGAGUGCCGGGAGGAUCCCUGCUGCCAGUCCAACUGCAGGCUGCGGCCCGGGGCCACCUGUUCCGUGGGGGGAUGCUGCGAGAGGUGCCGGACCCUCCCGGCGGGGCAGCUCUGCCGCCCGCAGGCCGGCGACUGCGACCUGCCCGAGUACUGCGACGGCGUCUCGGCCCGCUGCCCCGGCGACGUCUACAUGCUGGACGGCACCCCCUGCCAGGAGGACGCCCUGUGUUUUGAUAACGUCUGCCACGGCCACAACCGGCAGUGCCGGAGCGUCUUCGGGCCGGGGGCCAGGAGCGCCUCGGCGGGUUGCUUCCGGACAGUGAACAUGGAGGGCGAUCGGUUUGGUAACUGCGGGAUGGGGAGGGACGGCUACCUCAAGUGCGCCGAGGACCAUGUCCUGUGUGGGAGGCUCCAGUGCGAAAACGUUCGGGAGAUCCCCCGCCUGGAGGAGCACACCACCGUCCUCCAGACGCUCUUCAAUGGCACCGUCUGCUGGGGGACCGAUUACCACUUCGGGAUGAACGUCGUUGAUGUCGGGCACGUGCGGGACGGGACCAUGUGCGGCCCGAGGAAGAUGUGCCUGGCCAGGAAGUGUGUCGACAUUUCCGCCCUGAGACACGACUGUAACCCGGCCACGUGCCACGGGAGAGGGGUGUGCAACAAUCACCAGCACUGCCACUGUAUGUACGGCUGGGAGCCCCCCCUUUGCGACGUCCACGGUUUCGGGGGCAGCGUCGACAGCGGGCCCGCCCCUGCCAAGCUCCAGAACCAUUUGUACAUCCUGCUCAUCGUCCUGGGCAUCUGUUUCCUUCUCCUUGUCUCCGUGAUCCUACUGUGCAUGAAGUUCGGACCCCGGUUCGUCCCCGGAGUGAUCCAGAGGUCCCGCCGAAAGAAACGAGACCCGCAGGCCGAGCCCUCUCAAGAUAAGACCGUCCCGAGCCAGGCUUCGUUCGAAGAAGAGGGCGGACCCUCGAGGCCUUGAACUGCCGGGGUGUUUUCGGGCACCUACUCCCUCCGAGAGCCGGGUUGCGCAGGUAGAGAAUGAGAGUAUAAAUGUAAACGCUGUGCUGUUCGGGUUGCUUUUUUAAAAAAAAACAAAAAACAAAAAACAAAAAAACCCUGUGAGAGCAAAUUUACUUUCUCCGAUCCGCCAAAAAGGCAAAUAAAAGUUGUGUCAUCUUGAACGAAUUCCAUUAUCCCGCAUUUGGCAUCUCUCCGCCUGUGCCGGUGAGGCACUCGGUCCCGAAACCCAGCCCGGAAGGAUUUACUCCCUUGAUCCGCCAUGCUCCUUGGCACGUCUGGAGAAUGACAUGAUAAUCCGCGCAUAAGCG
This is a messenger RNA of Tachyglossus aculeatus (Australian echidna), 2611 nucleotides long. RefSeq names its product disintegrin and metalloproteinase domain-containing protein 20-like. The transcript has a single exon. NCBI's taxonomy places the organism in Eukaryota, Metazoa, Chordata, Mammalia, Monotremata, Tachyglossidae. Gene Ontology annotation, cellular component: sperm head plasma membrane; external side of plasma membrane; plasma membrane. The record is from RefSeq and is a predicted model, not a curated record. Bases 1 to 2262 code for a protein of 753 amino acids. Gene Ontology annotation, molecular function: metalloendopeptidase activity. Gene Ontology annotation, biological process: proteolysis; male gonad development.